CUUGUAUUCGCCGUUUCAUAUCCUCACGACGAAUAGUUCUAAUAGAUACAACCUACACUUAAAGACUUGAUAACGCUGGACUGUUCGCUUACUUAACAUCUGGUUGUAGAUAGUGGUGCUGGCUCAGUAAUGGCGGGCUGCAAACUACUAUGUUUACUGCUGACAGUGGCGGUCCUGGGCGCCACUGCAGCAAAGAUUAAUGUCAACCUCACGGAUAAGCUGGUUGAUCUGGUGAAGAAGAAGCAGUUCGAUGGGUUUGUGGAUGAGUUGCAACGCGAUGAUAUGGACGUCAACCAGCCGGACUCGAAGGGUCGCCUGCCUCUAAUCGAGGCCGUGCGCACGAAGGAAAUCAAGUUCGUUGACGCUCUGCUGCAGUAUGGCGCUUUUGCCAAGUCGAAGGAUCCGGCUACUGGCGCGACGCCGCUGCAUGUGGCCUUCCAGCAGAACCUGCCCCAGAUCGCCCGCAUGCUGCUGCAGUACGGCGCCGACGUCAACGUGGAGGACAAGUCCGGCAAGAAGGCGCGCGAGUUCGCGCCCACCAAGGAGAUCCGCGAGCUGAUCGCCGCGUACGACAAGGACGGCCCCAUGGCCUUCGAGGACACCCCAGGCAGCUGGACCCGCGCCACCAAGCCCUCCACCGCCUCUCUGAGCGGCGAGUCCACCCCCGCGGAGGAGUACUGGUUCAACACGCGCACCGGCGACAGCCGCUGGAACACGCCCUCCUCCUGCGCCUGGCAGCGGGUGGACGUGCAGGGACACCCCAUCAAGUACGUGAACGCCAUCACCGGACAGGAGGUGCACGACGUGCCGCCGUCCCUGGCGUGGGUGAAGGUGCGUCGCGACACGCAGGUCAUGUACUACAACUGGAAGGUGAACGCCACGCAGCUGGCGGUGCCGGAGGAGGUGCCCAAGGACAUGCUGGCCGACAUGGACAAGAACAUCAACGUGCGCUGGUACAACGAGAAGACCGGCGAGUUCGCCUGGAUCGACCCCGCCUACCACACCGUCUGGCGUGAGCUCAAGGACGAGGAGUCCAAGAAGUCCUACUUCUUCAACGUGGAGACGGGCGAGAGCGUGUGGGAGCUGCCCGACGCGAUGGCCUGGACCCGCGUCAAGGACGACGAGACCGGUGACGAGUUCUUCCACAACCGCCUGACCCUGGAGUCGACCUGGGACGCCCCCGCCCACAUGGCCUGGGUGCGCCACGACUCCGACCUGUGAAGAUAAAGAAGAGGAAGAACUCCGUCGCGGCUUUCUGUACGGCAUAUGGCACAUCAUGUGUACGGCACCACUAACCACCACGGCGGUUGAUUUCGGUGUUUGCGGUUAGACCGUAUCCCCCCCAUGCAGCCAUGCUUCCUUCUUGCACGGGUUAGAAGUUGUUGAUGGUGGUGAUUAUGUUUCUCGGGUUCAGGUGCAAAGGUGUACAGGUGGUGGCGUUUCUUGGUCGUUCAAUGGCCCAUGGGCGGGUUUGUAGGGCAUAUACACCGAGCGGGCCCGCCUCCUUGCAUUCAAGUGGGCAGCUGGACACAGCAGCGUCGCCGGAUGAUGUUGGCAUGAAGCCUUAUUUGAUUGCGGAGUUGGGGGCUUAUUGGGUCUGGCACAGUGGAGCUUGGCGAGUUGCUGUUCAAACUGUUGUUGUAUGCAAACGGUCCAAAGCUGCGUGCAGCCGCGUCUUUUGCUGCUUUGCUGCAACUUACCCGGCUGACUCCAUUGCAGCUGAAGCGUGCGUGCGGCUUGGGCCUGCGCGGAAGGCUGGAACCGAAACCGAAUACAGGUGCAUUUGUUUGCGAGCGACGACUUUUGGGUUUUGUGUUAGGCGGGGUCGGUGACGUGCGACGCGAAAGGGGGUGACGAUCAGGGUACCGCACCACGGCCCUCCGGCCGUUGUUGUUGGGGCGCGACGGGGUUGGUCCAGUGUCCACCACCACACGGUGCUCCGCUGCAUAUCCGGCGAUGCAAAAGGGCGACCGGUACCACGUACAGAGCCUUGCUUGUUAACAAGCAGGGCUUCACAAAGCCGGGCGCCGUGUGCAGAACAUGGAUUGUAGGCCCCCUUGGUCGUCGCUUUACUCUUGGACCAUAUGCCGUACAUAGGUUUGCACAGUGCGAUCAGUGACGACGUUGGCGUCUGGAAUGAUAGCGCCAUGUGUCGAUGCAUGGCUUCUGUAAGGAGGAAUACCACA
Molecule: messenger RNA, 2186 nt
Organism: Astrephomene gubernaculifera
Lineage: Eukaryota; Viridiplantae; Chlorophyta; Chlorophyceae; Chlamydomonadales; Astrephomenaceae
Source: the annotation of a GenBank genome assembly